CCUGGAAGCUACCCUGAUUGCCUUCACCUCCUUUCUUGAAGACUGGUGUCUGGGCAGAAGUUAACAGAAGCCUCGUGUAAAUGCCCUAGGGGUGUGCUAUUGGUAGGGGCACAGCCCCCUGUGAUGUGGUCACCACGCUCAGAUUCAUCAGUUUGGGUUGCCUGAGGCCUUGCCGCCCCUCGGACCAUGUUUAACGGGGAGCCUGGUCCGGCCUCGGCCGCAGCCUCCAGGAAUGUGGUCCGGAGCUCCAGCAUCAGUGGUGAGAUCUGUGGCUCCCAGCAGGCUGGGGGUGGGCCCGGGACCACCACAGCCAAGAAGAGGCGCAGCAGCCUUGGGGCCAAGAUGGUGGCCAUCGUGGGCCUGACUCAGUGGAGCAAGAGCACGCUCCAGCUCCCCCAGUCUGAAGGGGCCACCAAGAAGCUGCGCAGCAACAUCCGGCGGAGCACGGAGACAGGCAUCGCCGUGGAAAUGCGGAGUCGGGUCACACGCCAGGGCAGCCGCGAGUCUACCGACGGGAGCACCAACAGCAACAGCUCCGAGGGCACGUUCAUUUUCCCCACCACCCGGCUCGGGGCUGAAAGCCAGUUUAGUGAUUUCCUGGAUGGGCUGGGACCAGCCCAGAUUGUGGGGCGACAGACAUUGGCGACACCACCAAUGGGGGACGUGCACAUUGCUAUCACGGACCGGAGCGGCCAGCUGGAGGUGGAAGUGAUUGAGGCCCGGGGUCUGACCCCCAAACCAGGCUCCAAAUCCCUCCCAGCCACCUAUAUCAAGGUUUACCUGCUUGAGAAUGGAGCCUGCUUGGCCAAAAAGAAGACAAAGGUCGCCAAGAAGACCUGUGACCCCCUAUACCAGCAGGCUCUGCUCUUCGACGAGGGGCCCCAGGGCAAGGUGCUGCAGGUGAUUGUCUGGGGAGACUACGGCCGCAUGGACCACAAAUGUUUCAUGGGCAUGGCCCAGAUCAUGCUGGACGAGCUGGACCUGAGUGCCGUGGUUGCCGGCUGGUACAAACUCUUCCCCACGUCCUCGGUGGCAGACUCUACACUCGGAUCCCUCACCAGGCGCCUGUCCCAGUCCUCCCUGGAGAGUGCCACCAGCCCCUCGUGCUCCUAAGGACCUCAGGAAGAGGCCAGGAUGUAGUGUGGGAAGGGGUGCCUGAUGGCCUCCCCUCCCCUGUACAUAGUCUUCGCGUCUUUCCGGCCCCCUAGCCCUGCUGCAUGCCUGUUGGCUACUGGGCCCGUCCCAGCUGGCAGUGGAGACUGUAGUGUGUGCGUGCGUGUGUGUGUGCGUCUAUGUCUGUGUGUGACCAUGUUGUAUCUGUCUGUUGGUCUGGGUACAGUCAGUCUUGGUGACUACAUGGGCCACAAUCCACAUCUCUCUGUGUCGUGUUGAAAAGAAACCCAAAGGAGUGUUGUGUGGGCACCAAUCCCCCCCGAGUCCAGGGGUGAAAGUGGGCCCCGCCGAUCCGUCCUGCCUGGCCCUGAGCCCCGGGGCAGAGCCCACAUGCCCCCGCCGGGGCCGCCUCCUGGCGGUCCCUGCUUAGUUUUCUGUCUUGUCCUUUGUUCCACCUUGGCUUCUCCCAGCACCGCUGCUCUUUUUUGAGGAAUGUAGUGACCACUGCAGCUGGCCACCCCGAGGCCCCUUGGGGACCCGACGCCCUCCUCCCCACCUGAGCGCCCUAGCAGCUCUUCCCACUGAAUGCAUCUGCAGCAUGUAGCAUGCUCAUCUAGGGCCCUGGCCAGGGGUCUGGGGAGCAGAGGAUGCCGGGGAGCAGAGGGCUUGGAGAUCAUCUUCUCCCUUGGGCCGGAGCCACCUCCUUCCUAUAGGUGAGAUGCUAGGAAGCCUUAGUUCCCAGGGUUGCUGGCCAGGCCCCUUAGAGGGAAGUGCUGGCACCUCCCUUAGUAUUGUCCUUCACCUCCUGUCUUCCUCUGAACCUCCUCACUUCCAACAUGCCAAAGGAGCUCUCCCAGUGGAUCCCAGGAGGUGUAGACUUGGAGGGUCUUGGCGUCCAGGGGGCUGGCCUCAGAGGGGGAUGUUAUCUGCCACAGCAGAUGGUCCCUGGAGGCACCUGUGCCCUCUCCAGGCCCUGGGGGUGGCCCUGUCCCCCUGGGCUCAUCCUGGGCGGGCCUGGUUUGUGGAGGAGGUUCUGGGGGUGGGGCCGCUUACUGGAAUGAGGAGGGCUGGGGCUGACCUGCUCUGGGCCCCUGUUGAGUAUCCUGUCUGACCUUUGGGGAUUAGCUGCACGAGGUUGAUCAUUUGGGUCUCUCUUUGUUUGCUCAUUUCCAGACCAGGGUCCCUGUGUGGGAGCUCAGACUCACUUGGGUUCCAGCCUUCUGGCCCCAUGGACAGCCUGGCUCUGGACUCAGCUAGACUGCUACAGUCACCAGCUCUGUACAAGCAAUACUUUCCCCCUCUGCCCCCCUGCCUCCUUGCGCUCCCCAGCUGUCCUCUGGAGAGUGUCCUGGCCUGCCCUAGGCGCCUCACCUGCCUCUGCUUUCUUUCUACCCUUGUCUGGUUGGAGUUUCCCAAAGCCACUUCCCUGACUUCAUCUGACAGCUGGGCCCUGUGGGCGGGGACCAGGGCCUGGACUCACCCUGUGAGACGGCUGCUCAGAAAUGCCCAAAUCUGUCCUCUUCCUCCUCAGGUCUAGGGCAGAAGGCUAGAGGUUGCCCAGGAGGUGGACACGGUAGCUCUUGGGUCCGUGUC
This is a messenger RNA of Hyaena hyaena (striped hyena), 2706 nucleotides long. RefSeq names its product regulating synaptic membrane exocytosis 3 (gene RIMS3). Gene Ontology annotation, cellular component: presynaptic membrane; cytoskeleton of presynaptic active zone. The record is from RefSeq and is a predicted model, not a curated record. Gene Ontology annotation, molecular function: transmembrane transporter binding; small GTPase binding. The transcript has 7 exons. Bases 187 to 1113 code for a protein of 308 amino acids. Gene Ontology annotation, biological process: calcium ion-regulated exocytosis of neurotransmitter; positive regulation of synaptic transmission; regulation of membrane potential. NCBI's taxonomy places the organism in Eukaryota, Metazoa, Chordata, Mammalia, Carnivora, Hyaenidae.